Molecule: messenger RNA, 992 nt
Organism: Vigna umbellata (rice bean)
Lineage: Eukaryota; Viridiplantae; Streptophyta; Magnoliopsida; Fabales; Fabaceae
Product: putative glutathione S-transferase
Biological process (GO): glutathione metabolic process
Cellular component (GO): cytoplasm
Molecular function (GO): glutathione transferase activity
Source: RefSeq, a predicted model, not a curated record
AAGGGGAAGCUUACAAGAUUGGUUUGGUGAAGAGAAGUGAAGUGAAGUGGUGUUGUAAUGGCGGCAGGUGAUGAAGAGUUGACCCUUCUGGGAGUUGUGGGAAGCCCAUUUCUGCACAGGGUUCAGAUCGCUCUCAAAUUGAAGGGAAUAGAAUACAAAUACGUGGAAGAUGAUUUGAACAACAAGAGUGAUCUUCUCCUCAAGCAUAACCCUGUUUACAAAAUGAUUCCUGUGCUCAUUCACAACGACAAGCCAAUAUCAGAGUCCCUUGUGAUUGUUGAAUACAUCGAUGACACAUGGAAACACAACCCCAUCUUGCCUUCGGAUCCUUACCAGAGAGCCUUGGCUCGUUUCUGGGCUAAGUUCAUCGAUGACAAGUGUGUGGCUCCAGCGUGGAAAUCUGCCUUCAUAGUUGAUGAGAAAGAGAAAGAGAAGGCUGUAGAAGAGUUAUUCGAGGCUCUUGGGUUUCUUGAGAAUGAGCUGAAGGGGAAAUUUUUUGGUGGGGAUGAGAUUGGGUUUGUGGAUAUUGCUGGAGUGUUCAUACCUAUUGUUCAAGAGAUUGCAGGGUUGCAAUUGUUCUCGAGUGAGAAAUUUCCAAGGUUGUAUAAAUGGAGCCAAGACUUCCACAACCAUCCGCUUGUGAACGAGGUUCUGCCUCCUAAAGACCAACUUUUUGCCUAUUUCAAGGCUCGGGCUCAAAGCCUUGCUGCUAAAAGGAAAAAUUAGUACAUUAUAGUCAGACUCCAUUCCAAAGAAUCUUAAUCGUCUGAAAGCUAGUUGUACGCGUGGUUAGUUAAUGUGGUUAUAUUUCCCUUUUAAUAUGAACGUGUGAUGACAUGGGGUUUCUCCAUGUGAAAAAAAAAUCCAAUCCUAUGAUGUUGUUGACAUUUUCGAUAUUUCAAUUCAAUCAAUAAAAUAUGUGGGUGAGUAGUACUAAUUAAAUGGUACUCCUUCUACACUAAACACAUAUUUGAUCAACAAAAAUCACCUCG